UUUGUGGUGGAGAGAAGUUUGUUGAAACUGCUGCAAAUAAUCGGCUAUUUAUAUUGUCAUAAUACAGAUAAGGGGAUGAUUUUUUGCGUAGGGAAGUUCCUAAGUGUCUACUAAGAGGGACUAUGCUUACCAAAAUACUCUUAGUUCAUCUGGUGAAAGAUGGAACAUGAAAGAAAAAGCAACUCAUUUAUCAAUGGAGCCAAACAGCAACCUGACAGCCAAAUGGAUAAAAAGAAGCACAACUAUAAGUUGGUUGCUGAUCCUUUUAUCCAUAGAGGGCAACAUAAAAUUUACCGAUUUAAUGGUUUAGUUCCAGGGGAGACGAAAGUAGUUGAUGUUAAAGAUCCUAGACCCAGGUUUCAGAGGAUAUGGUGUAGAAGACAGCCUGCAGAUUUACCUGUUCCCAAAUUUAAGUAUGAUCAGUAUUUUGUUGCUGUCGUUCCACCUAAAGAGGUUACAUUUACCAACCUCAAUGACAACAUCAACAAUGAUUUUCUCGAAAAUAUGUGUAAAAGCUUUGGAAAGAUUGAAGAAUGCAAGAUUUAUUUCAAUCCUAAGACGAAAAAACAUCUUGGAGUUGGAAAGGUUCUGUUUACAUCAUCUAAAGCUGCCAAGUCAUGUGUUGAUAAACUCAAUCAAACAUCAAAGAUGGGGAAUAUCAUGACAGUUAUCCUGGAUACCAUGGGUAAAGAAAGGCAGGUAAUGAUUGAAACAUUAAUUGGUGAUCGCAAACUAGGUGAUGAGGACAAGAAAAGGGAAGCUUACGAUCCAGGUGAUAAUGAAUUUGACUUUGGACAUCGAAAACCCAAGACAGACGUUUAUCCAACUCCUCAGUCUGAAACAAGUUUCUCAAGUCAUUCUGAUCUUGGAUAUAUCACGGCUACCCCCUCACUAAUACCCAAUACAGAACCCGCUUUCAAUGUGGGAUAUGGUUACGACACUCCAUCGGAUAAUCUCAAUCAUCAAAACGUGGCACAGAGUUAUGGUUAUAGUGCUGAACCUUACAAUCAACCAUACACGGAGGAUUUCAGUCAGCCGAAAUAUGCAACAGAGGAAAAUAAUUCCUUUGAUAACCCAGCAAAAAAUGAACAAAGUUAUAACUCGAGAGAUUAUGAUCGCGGGAAUAAUAAAGGCAGAUAUGAUCGUAAUGGCCGUAAUAGAGGGGAUAGUGAUCGCAGUCACCACAAAGGGGACGGGGAUCGAAGUCAUCGUAGAAGCCAUUAUGAGCGAGAUAGAGAAUGGGAUAAAAGUCGGUAUCGAGAUAAAGACAGUCGUUACCGUGAUGGUGACAGAUACAAUCGAAAUAGUGAAAGAUACAAUCGAGAUAAUCAUAGUGAUCGUGAUAGGUUUGGUAGAGACAGAGAUCGUGACAAAUCAAGGCAUAAAGAAAAGAAACCAGAUCCUCCUCCUAGGCCUAAAACACCAGAGGAGGAAGUUCCAAGAUUUUUAAGUUUAGAAUCACGUAUUCAGUCACUGUUGAAUACAGGAAGUGCUGAUGAUAGUAGUGCUAAAAAACCUGUGGAUGUGCCAGAACCGGUACAUACCAACAAUUCAGAAAAUUGGUCUCGAUCGAAAUCAAACUAUAGUGAUAAGAGUAGUGAUAGAAACUCACAGUAUUCUGGAGGUCAUGAUAAGCAUAGUCAUUCAGAUUGGUCUCAUAAUUCAUCCACUAAUCAUUCAUCGUGGGACUCGAGACACAGAGACCGAGGGGGGCGUGGUGAUAGAAAAUCACAUCAUUCUCAUCUAAUGAAGGAUUCAAAAAGACGAUCUGAGAGCCCCAAACACUCUCAUAGUAACACUCCUUUACAAGAUGAAAAUAGUCGUGGAAGUAUGGAAUCAGAUGAUCGGAUGAGUUUAGCAUCCAUCAGCAGUGGAGAACAAAAGUUGCACAUGAAUCCGCAGCAGUCAACCCCAUUCAUACCCCCCACCCCUGUUGCAUUUACCCCGCAAACCCCUUCAUACGGACAUAUGACUCCAGCCUCAUUUAAUCAGAUCCCACAAAGUCCUUUCAUUCCAUCUACUCCAUCUCCCUUCACUCAAUUAUCUGGCAGUUCUCCUUUCAUGCCUCCUACGCCCUCAUCCUUCCCCCCUUCCACUCCUACUUCGUUCUCACAAGCCACGUCUGAUGCUUAUAAUCAGAACACGCCAUUUAAUCAGGCUACAACCUCUUCUUCGUUCAACGAAUCAUCUUUUAAUCAGGAGUCUGUAAGCGUGGCCGGUGGAUGGCCACUGGGAUUUAAUAUGAACUUUGUAGAUAGCAAUGCUUAUAAUAGAAACUAUAUGAACCAGUAUCAUGAUAAUAUGACAAACGGUAAUAUGGUUAACUCCACUGAUCGCUUGGCCAUGAACGAUCGCAUGUUUAUGUCAGUUCUCAAUGGUUUUGUGAAAGAAUUAAAACAAGUGAUGCAGAAAGAUUUGUGUAAAAAGAUGGUUGUUAGUUCAGCGUUUAAGUGUUAUGAAAAAUGGUGGGAUGAUGAAGAAGGCCGUAGUAAGACAGCAAAAUUACCUACAACCACAGAUAAAACUACAGAAAAAACGGGUGUCAGCAAACCUAUUUCUAAAGACGCCGGUCUCAGUUCAACAUUAGCAUCAUUAUUUGAAGCUAGACACCCAUGGGGUAGAGAUGGUGGAUUAGAAGCAGGAUUAGGUUUUGGCCGAGGUUUUGGUAUGGGUGGUUUAUUGGGUAUUAGAGGUGGAAUGCCAAAACUCCCCUCAUUUAAGAAAAAGUUCCGUCCACCGUCACCACCACCAGUAGAAGAUGAAGAUUCUAAAACUAACAUGUCAGCAGCUACAGUUGAACAUGAUUCAGAUCAAGAAGAUUCUGAUCGUAAAUCAAGAAUAAAACGUCCCAUAGUUAGUGAGAGUGAAGAUGAAUCAGAAGAAGAAAAAACACAAUCAGGAGAUGAAGACGAAGAUGAGUCUAGUGAUGAAAGUAGUGAAGAAGAGGAAUCAGAGGAAGAAUCAUCUGAAGCUGAUAGUGAUGAAGAAGAUGAUGAUGAUGACGAAGAUGUAGAGGAGGAAGAUGAAGAUAUGAAAGCUGAUGCUAAAGAUGGAACUUCUGAUAAGGAAGAGAUUGAUGUUGAUGUAGAGAAAGUAACUGAAGAUAAGGAGGAUGAGGAAUCUUCUUCAUCUUCAAGUGAUGAAGAAGAAGAAAGUAAAGAGGAGAGUGAAUUGGAUGACUCUAAAUCAGAAGUCUCAAAGAAACCAUUAUCUCCGAUCCGGGAGGAAGGUGAAGAAGACAAAACAAAAUCCAAAAUUGAAACAGUUGUAGAAAAGGAAAAAGUAAAGGAGGCAGAGAAAGAAGACGAAGAAUCCAUGGAUGUUGAUGUUUCUACUGUUGAGUCAGAAGAGGAAUCUAUGACCACUGAUUCGGCAAUCUCUCCUAAAAAGCCUGUUCAGGAAUCCAAGACACUUUCAGCAUCAACAACUACUGCAACUUCCAGUUCAACUUCCUCCUCAUCAUCCACAGAGUCCAGUGCAUCUCCUGUUAAAAGCUCAACACCACAAAAGGUACCAAAAAAACGAGGACCAAAACCAAAGACACCACCUAAAGCACCAGAACAAAUCAAGCCUCCAGAGUUAUCUCCAGUACCUGUGGAAGCAACUCCAGAGGUUACCCUCGCAGAUAUUGAGAAGAAGCCGUAUGUUAAUCCAGCUAUUGCAGAACAUGAUUACUUUGCGGCUCCUCCUCAGUCUGGAUUUGAGUCAGAUGCAACAGAAUCCGCAGAUGAGGAAAGUAGUGGAAUGUCGAGAGAAAUUUGGAUGGAUCAUAGUUACUGCUUACCUCCAGCUAAAUAUGAUUUUGAGGUCAAAGGGGAAGAAAUACAGCUUGAUAGUGAUACGUCCGCUUGGGCGACAAGUUUUAGUGCUAAAACGGACAAUAGUGAAUCUGAUCUCUCUGAUGCUAUAUUGCAAAAGAAACCUAAAAAACCACCAGCACCGAAAGGCAAGAAGGCAGAAAAAUUGAAAGACAUUACGAACAAAUUAAAAGGCAGUCGUGAGUUAGCGAGUAUCUUACCUCCUCCUACGCCGAAACCAAAACCGACUUACACAGCCAGAAGUUUACAAGAAGAACGGCAAAUAUUUUUUGAGAUAUUUAGUAAGGGUAUCGAUGAAGAAGAUAUUCGGUACAUGAAGCGCACAUACGAUGAUCUCAUGCAAUCAGAUGAUCCAGUGUUUUAUUGGUUAAGUUCUAUAUUAUGGGUGGAUCAUCCGCACACCAAUAUACCUGAUCCCACUCCACCUAGAAAGAAGAGAAAGCUUGAUGAACCGCCACAAGUUAAAACACAUAGAACAGGUUGUUGUAGAACUGAAGGGUAUUAUAAAUUAACAGAACAAGAAAAAGCACCAUAUCUGUGGAAUGCCAGGAAUGUUUCGAAAGUUUCUGUCUCUAAAGCUCAAGCCACUGCCAAAAAGAAUGUUCAAACACAGAGGGAUGCUAGAAGUGAAAACCGUAGACUCCAAUCUUCAUUUGCAGCAAUUACUGAAAUGGGUGAUCUGCUUAAAUUCAACCAACUUAAGUUCCGUAAGAAACAGUUACGUUUUGCAAAGAGUCCUAUUCACGACUGGGGUCUGUUCGCUCUAGAACCUAUAGCAGCAGAUGAGAUGGUGAUAGAAUACGUCGGUCAGAAUAUUCGUCAUUCAUUGGCUAAUUUACGGGAGAAGAAGUAUGAAGAGGAUGGUAUCGGUAGCAGUUAUUUGUUCCGUGUGGAUCAUGAUACUAUAAUAGAUGCCACACGAGUAGGAAAUCUGGCACGAUUUAUUAACCAUUGCUGUAGCCCGAACUGUUAUGCAAAAAUUAUUACCAUGGACUCCCACAAGAAAAUUGUAAUUUAUUCAAAACGAGACAUUGAUGUGAAUGAAGAAAUAACCUAUGAUUAUAAAUUCCCCCUCGAAGACGAAAAAAUUCCUUGUUUGUGUGGUGCUCAGGGCUGCCGUGGAACCUUGAAUUAAGUUUGAUAUUCGAAUAAUUUAAUUCAGAUAAAAAGAUGUAGUUUUGUUUUCUUUAAGAGUUUUAAAAUUAGUGGUCAUGCUGUUCAAAAUUUUUUAGCCAUUUUCAGGAAGGAUUUUCGGUAAAUCUUGUUAUUUUUGCAUUAUCUGUUUAUGUUUGUACGCUUGAGAAAUAAUGAAUUGAUUGAAUUCAAAUUGCUUCUAAUUUUGUCAUAUUUGUUAUUUUUGUGAAUUUAUGUUAAUGAACUUGAUUACAAAGAUAUAAUUAAUUAAGGUAUUUCAAGGUGCAUUAUGUAAGAGCUAAAUCUUAUUAUUUUAGGUCUUUUUUCAAUCUUUAAAUGUUAUAGAAAUUGAGCAAUCUGAUUAAAACACAGAUCCUAUUUCAUUUUGUUUUUUAUAGUUCAAAAUUUCGUUUUUACUUGUCUUUACAACACUAGGAUCUGGAAGAGUUGUUAUUUAACAUGCGUUAUAGUUGAUGUGAGGAAUUAGCCAAUGAAACGUUGUGUUACGGCGAGUUUUUGGUGUGCUCUGCACAGAACUGUGGGUAAACCCCUAGAAACGUCAACGCUGAUUGAUUAAUCAAUGUCUGAUGUCAUAGGGUCGUAUGACCCCUGACGCAACCUCCAAGUACAACCAGUCAGAUCUUUAUAUAGUGUAGGCCAUCGAAAGUGUAAAAAACGAAACGAAAUAUAGAUCUGUAUUUUAAUCAGAUAAAUAAAUUGGGUAGAUUAGACCAUCACAGCCAUUUAAGAGUUUAACGAUAAAACAGAUAUCGUGAAGUACCUUUACAACGAUUAUAAACAAUCUAUGCUACAUUUUGUCCAACAAUCAUAACUUCACAUAGAAUAAAGUAAUUUGACUGAAAUUUUCAAUAUACAGUAUUCAUUUAUCAUUAUCUAUAUUUGAACUACUUCAGUGAGAACGGCCAGCUCUUUAUCUAAUUCUUACAUAAUGCAUCUUUAAAAAUCAAUAAUUACAAAGUCAAUAAUUAGAUAAAUAGAUUCACCAUUAUUUCAAAACAAUUCAAUGUUUUGGUUUAGAAUACACUUUUGUGUUGUAAUAAAUUAUAAAUCGUACAAUAAUUUAUAGGAAAAAAAAUGUCUAAUGUCUUCAGUGAACAUUUUGUAUCGUUAUAUAGUAUUUAUUUAUAUUAUUAGUUAAGGACUUCUUGAAAUUAUAACCAAUACCUUAAAGAAUGGAAAAAAAAAAAAUUCUUUCAUAGGACCACACUUAUUUGAUUUUCUGUUCUUUAGGAACACAUUUUAAGAAAAAUCUUAUUACUUCAGGAAAAAACUAAAAAGUAAUGUGUUCGAAUAUACGUUGCCAUAUAGUGUGCAAUAACAGUUCAGUCUACACUCAAUCUGCCUCAAUAAUAUUAAAUCAGGCUUUUUGUGAAUUGAUGUAUAUUUAACUUUUAGACUUAAGUAAUUACAUAUUUUUCAUCAGAGAACAAAAUAAUGUAUUGAAGUUAAGCCACUUAUAUUUGCACUUCUCUGGCAAUAUUUAAUUUUUCAAAGCUUAAUCUAUGGUAAAAUGUAACCAAAUUGCUUAUUUAGCAUUUUAUUAAUUUACUCAAUUAUCAUCAACAGUAGAUUAUCUCAUGGCUUUGUUUCUGUCAGAUUAAAAAAGAAGCCCAUCAAACACAUUUAGAUGGUGUUGGCUUAUUUAUAUUAUUGUCUGCAGGGUAUGCUGAAUUAAGGAAAUUUAAUACAGAAAUGAAUUGUACAAUUUUUGGACUAAUACUUCUUUUAAAGAUUUAAUUUUCACAAAAUAGUUUGUAAGAAAUUCAAAAUCCCGAAGACACAGAUCACCGGCUGUAAUGUUACAUGAAUCAAGUCAAACUUGAUGGAUUUCAGUAGUAAUCUUGUUCUAGCAGGUUAAAAUAAUUAUUAAUUUUACAGAAAUGUAGGCAAUAAAUUUUGAAUGCCCGAUCUGUAUCGGUGUCAUUUAUCCUGAAAUAAUUUAACAGUGGUUAUAACAUUCUACUGUUAUUUUGUAUGAUGUUAUUUUCCACAACAUAAGUAUCCCAAUAGUUACAUAAUUGUGUUAAAUUGUGUGCCAUUAUAUUUAGUUAAUUGCUUGUGCAAGGUUAUUUAUGUUAAAAUAUCAUUUUAUUCUCCAUCUUAUCCUUUCAUCCGGCUUGUUGAAUUCCUCAACUGAAUUGUGUUUGGUCUCUUGACUAAAUAUAUCUAUGUAGAAAAAAAAAAUUAAAUCAUAAGUGUGUAUAUUUUUACAAAGUUGUACAUAAUUUGUUAUUGAUAAUCAUUUUGUCAUUGUUUUGCAUUAUGUAAAUAUAAAGAACGGUAUACUCCAUUUUCUACUUGUUCAAUAGUAAGUCAUGUGUAAAGUGUAAAUAAAAUAACUAUAAAUUAAA
This is a messenger RNA of Patella vulgata (common limpet), 7324 nucleotides long. Its product is annotated as histone-lysine N-methyltransferase SETD1A. The transcript has 16 exons. Bases 160 to 4953 code for a protein of 1597 amino acids. Gene Ontology annotation, cellular component: Set1C/COMPASS complex. Gene Ontology annotation, molecular function: histone H3K4 methyltransferase activity; RNA binding; protein binding. Lineage: Eukaryota; Metazoa; Mollusca; Gastropoda; Patellidae. The record is from RefSeq and is a predicted model, not a curated record.